AUGACAGACUAUGAGCAGGAACUGGAAACUACAGAAAGUGAGCUGGCAGUUGUUGAAAUUGAGCUGCAAGACCUGCAGGAGAGAAGGAAUGUUUUGCUGGACAAAAUUGCUGAAUUGAAAGCUAUAUUGAGUCAGCAGGAAGACUGCAAAGAGCAGCAAAACAGCAAGGCAUGGGAUGGGACAGAUUUCCCAUGGACUCCAGCGCUGGAGAAGAUUUUAAGAAGUGUCUUCAAACUGAACAGCCUACGACCCAUGCAGAGACAGACAAUGAAUGCAACCCUCUCUAAACAGGACUGCUUGCUGAUCAUGCCAACAGGGGGAGGCAAAAGCUUGUGUUUUCAGCUGCCAGCCUUGGUGGAUAAAGGGCUUACACUUGUUGUAUCCCCAUUGGUAUCAUUGAUGGAAGAUCAGCAAAUGGCACUGGAACACUUGGGUGUGCCCUCUGCCAUGCUGAAUGCUGCCACUAGUAAAGGUGACUUAAUGCGCAUACAGGAUGACAUGGUGAAGCCCAAUGGAGAGCUCCGGAUUUUGUACGUAACACCAGAAAAACUAGCCAAGAGUAAGCGUUUCAUGAACCGCCUAGAAAAAUGCUAUGCUGUCGGACAUCUAGCUCGGAUUGUCAUCGAUGAAGUUCACUGUUGCUCUCAAUGGGGUCAUGACUUUCGGCCAGAUUACAAGUUCCUAGGUAUUAUGAAACGGCAGUUUCCUGGUGCUCCAAUUUUGGGUCUUACAGCCACAGCCACUAUCAAAGUUUUGGAGGAUGUGAAAAAAAUUCUCAGCAUCCCAAAGUCUCUGCUAUUUAAGGCAUCUUUCAACAGGCCAAACUUGUACUAUGAGGUUUAUGAGAAACCCAGCACACAGAAAGAUUUUAUGGAUGAACUAUAUCGUCUGAUCUCACGUCGGUUUUCCGGACAGUCUGGUAUCAUUUACUGCUUCUCUCGUAAAGACUCUGAGGAAGUCACCUCGGAUCUACAGUCUCGUGGAGUCAAAGCUGGCUGCUAUCAUGCGGAUGUGGAUGCUGCAUCUCGCAGCCGGGUUCAUCGCAUGUGGUUGUCAGGGGAAAUUAAGAUUGUUGUAGCAACAGUGGCAUUUGGAAUGGGUAUAGAUAAACCAGACGUCCGAUUUGUCAUACACCACAGCCUUAGCAAGUCUAUGGAAAAUUUGUAUCAAGAGAGUGGCCGGGCAGGUCGGGACGACCAGCGGUCAGACUGUAUAGUUUUCUACCGGCUAGCCGAUGUGGCCCGACAGAGUUCUAUGGUGUUCACUGAAAUGACUGGGCUCCAGAAUCUGCAUGGAAUUGUCAGAUAUUGCAUUGAUGUGAGCAGCUGCAGGCGUUCUUUAAUAGCCCACCAUUUUGGUGAGAUGUGGGACAGUUCUCAUUGUAACAAUAUGUGUGACCAUUGUGACAAGUCACGGAACAAAGGAAGUAUAGAGAAGAAAGAUGUGUCCAAGUACUGUGUGGAUGUGCUGUCCAUCCUGAGAGCUGCUGCUGACACUGACCAGAGGAUGACCACAGCCAAACUGGUAGAUGCUUGGUAUGGACGCGGUGCUGCCAGUCUUAAAGUUAAAUCUGUAGCCGUACCACCUUUUAGUAAAGAAACGGCCGAGAGGGUGUUGGCUCACAUGUUGAUUCAUGACUAUCUACAAGAAGACUUCCAUUUUACGGCUUACAGCACAAUAUGCUACAUUGUACCAGGUUCAAAGGCAAAGCUACUGCAGAACAACUCAGCUAAAAUCCUCAUGGACUUUCAAGUUAAAACUGCAAAAAAGGCUUCAGUAGAUGUUCCAAAUAACAGUUCAGCUGUGAGCUCACCAUCUGCCACGAAACCAUUGAUAUCUGGUGAUUCUUCAGCAUUAUCAGUCAGCAAGAGAACCCCAUCCUCGGCAUCCAAAGGGGCCAGUACUAAAGAGAAGCCCAAGCUAGUCAUUGUGAACAAAGAUAAGUCAUUCUUGAAUGAUUCCACCUCUUCUGUGUCUGAUCAAGCAUCACACAACAAAGACAACACAAAACAGAACUGUGUCCUGAAAAAGAGUUCCACAUAUCCCAAUAGCAAAACAGCAACCAACAAACAAACGGAUGACAAAUUUAAUGGUCUGAGUAUUAUUGACAAUUGUGAUUUAAAUUUUGGUGAUUCUGAUGAAGGGAAUUUCAAACAGAUACCAAAGAAAGCAAGAAGAACAGCGGAGAGAGUUCAUUCUGCCAAGAAAUUUGAGAAAUCAGUGUCAGCAAUCUCAUCUUUGAACUCUGAUAGACGACCGGAGAAGAGAAAAAAGAAAGCAUAUUCAUAUUUUCCUGAAAGUGACUCUGACGACGCAGAAGACCAAGACAGUGAUAGGAAACGAAUGAAGCAGUCUUUCAGUGAAAUACAAACAGGAAAUGAAGUAGACGCUUUAGUGCUUCAACAGGAUCCACCAAAGAAACAUGGUCCUAUAAUUGUGAGUGAUGAAGACGAUGAUUGA
This is a messenger RNA of Candidula unifasciata, 2460 nucleotides long. The record is from the annotation of a GenBank genome assembly. Lineage: Eukaryota; Metazoa; Mollusca; Gastropoda; Stylommatophora; Geomitridae.